Molecule: messenger RNA, 2358 nt
Organism: Cyclocybe aegerita
Lineage: Eukaryota; Fungi; Basidiomycota; Agaricomycetes; Agaricales; Hemipholiotaceae
Source: the annotation of a GenBank genome assembly
AUGAGAGUAGGGUCGAAAAACUUUGACCUCAUCGCUCUUCGUCUACGGUCCAGCAACGAGGUUUUCUGCAUGGCAGCUAUACUACCGAGUGACGCCAUAGCUGGAGACGAACAAACCCUUCCUCCGGAUUUCCAAAGGCUCUCCAUUUUACUCGACGACAGUCCCGAGACCCUUGCGUCUGGAAAUCCUGAUAUACAGGUCGCGGCCUUAGCGGUAGCGAAACAUAUCUUCGAUCUCUCUGUACAAUCUGAAUCCUCUUCACGACAUCAUGUUGUGGACCUCAUCUCGUCUCUUGCACCUUCCCAGGCGCCCCAGACAAGGUCGAAGAUGAAAGCUCAAGCUGAGCAUUCGACCUCUCAAACUUCUCAAACUCAGAAAGCGAUAUUUGAUUUCUCUCCUAUAGCAUCCUUAUUCGUGGACGGAAUGGAUGUCGAGCAAAUAUGGGUACAACUUGAUCUUCGAACCCAGACAAUCUGUCGAAUGCUUGACUUCGUUUUGGAGGGCGUAUCGAGCGAACCUGGACAGCAUGAAGAUGAGGAUAAGGAGGAAAGUAGCGAGGACGGUGAAGAGCUGCUGCAAAAGGCCCUAGCAGCUCUUGAGCAGGACGAGGACGUCGACAUGGACAAAUUCAUGGCGAAAUAUGGGCUCGACGACGUUGACGAGCUCCUUGACUCUGCAGAUGAAGAAACUUCCGAUGACUUUGAUUUCGACGACGGGGACGAGCAAGCAGAAAACGCCGAAGGCGAAGAAGAGGGAGAAGAGGACAUUUCCCCGCUUCGUGACCCGUCGGACGAGGAUAGUGAUAGCGACAGUCCGGCCUCUCAAUUGAUCAACUCCAUCUUGAAAAAACCGCAGAAGAGGAAGAAAAACGGCCCAAACGGUCCUGCCUCCGAGCUGGAUGAUGGUUUCUUCAGCCUGGCGGAAUUCAAUGCCGAUACUGAACGGGCAGAAGCUAAAUCGACCUCACGGGGGAAGCUUGCGGGAGAUGAUUCGGAUGACGAUGAAAUGGAGGUCGACUUAUUUACAUCAGUUGAUGCUAUUGGGGAUGAGGGUGGUCUUGAAGAGCGUGAACUGUUCUAUCGCGACUUUUUCGAGCCACCCACGCGCUAUUCGUCGACAUCACCUGCCAAGUCAAAAAAGCAAACUAACGGUCUAGUUCGGUUCCAUGAAGAAGUUCGCGUCAAAAGGAUCAAGCCCACAGGAAAGAACAGACCCAUGCAUGAGGAUAGUGACGAAGAUGACGAGGAGGAAGACGAAGACGAGGGUGAGGAAGAUGAUGACUACGGCGAAGACGAUUCGGACGAGGACGAGGACGAGGAGGCUUCCGCCGAGGAGCAAGACCUGCGAGCUGAAGAGAAAAUUAGUGGGGAAAUUUCGGAUGAAAGCUCAGAGCUCGAAGAGAACACUAUUCAGCGCCUGAAGCACGAUCUAUCUGCCCACGAGGAAGAUGAUAACGAGGAUGAUCGCACAACACACGAAAAACGAAUGGCGGCUCUAAGGGAGCAAAUCGCCCAGCUCGAGUCAGAGAAUGUUGCGCCUAAGGAAUGGACGCUCAUGGGAGAAGCUAGCUCGCGACAACGGACACAAAAUUCACUCCUGGAGGAAGACCUAGAUUUUGACCGUGUCAUGAAAGCCGUCCCUGUCAUUACCGAAGAAGUUGUACAAUCAUUGGAAGAGACCAUCAAGGCACGCAUAUUGGAAGGUCGCUUCGAUGAUGUUGUUCGCAUUCGACCGCGCGAGGAUAAACCCUUCUUACCCUCAAAAUUCCUCGAAUUACAGGACACCAAGUCGACUCAGUCUCUUGCCCAGAUUUAUGAAAACGAAUUUGUUGCAAGUCAGGCAGGAGGGGCUCUUCCCGAUGACCGUGACGGAAAACUUCAGAGGGAACAUCAAGGAAUCACAGCGCUUUGGGAAAAAAUAUGUGGCAAACUUGAUGCUCUCUGCAACGUGCAUUAUGUUCCUAAACAGCCCAAAGCAGCGAUAACCACCGUCUCAAAUGUAGCGACGGCUUCGUUGGAAUCGGCCCUGCCGACCUCAAAAGCAACCACGACAAUGCUUGCCCCAGAGGAGGUUUUCUCGGCAUCGUCUUCGGCGCUGCAAGCUCGGAGCGAACUUACACCUGCUGAGAAGCGUACGCUGAGGACUAAGGAGCGUAAGCAGAAAAAACGCCAGCGCGACACUCUGGACAGGAGUGUCGAUAAGUUCGCCAAGGCAAGGAGUAUCGGUGGAGUCAAGAAGCAAAAGCAGGCUGCUCUUGAUAGCAUCGUGAAACAUGGGAAGGGUGUAACGGUCGUUGGAAAGAAGGGCACAUCGUCAGGAUCGGACUCUAAGCGAAAGCGGCAAGGGCGUGGUUCAUAA